This is a messenger RNA of Spirodela intermedia, 12351 nucleotides long. Lineage: Eukaryota; Viridiplantae; Streptophyta; Magnoliopsida; Alismatales; Araceae. The record is from the annotation of a GenBank genome assembly.
AUGAAGCUUAUGAAAAUCAUAGAAUAUAUAAAGAAAAAACUAAAACUUUUCAUGAUAAAUACAUUAGCAGAAAAAAAAUUGAUGUUGGACAAAAAGUGUGGUUAUAUGAUUCUAGGCUGAAAUUAUUCCCAGGAAAAUUAAAAUCAAAAUGGAAAGGGCCUUAUGUGGUGGAAGAGACAUAUGAUCAUAGGGCUAUAAUGAUUAAAGAUCCUAAAAGUGAUCAUAAUUUUAAGGUAAAUGGAUAGCGGCUUAAACAUCACUUAGAACAUAAAUGCCUUGUAGAAAAAAAAAAUUUAUUAUUAAAAAGAAAUUCAAGAGUAAGACCAAGAAGUUUAGUUGGAAAUAUUAAAUUCAGCGCUACAUGGAAGGCAACCCAUGGUUUUUAUUUCAUUCUGUUUGAUUUUUUUAAGCUCUGUGUUUCUUAGAAUUUUGUAGUACUUGUUUCUGUAUUUGUUUUUUUUUUUCGAAAAAGUGCAGGAGGAGUGUAAGAUGAAGUGGAAAUUAAAAACGAAGUUGAGGUGAUGUCUUUCUGAGCUUUAUCAUUUAUGAAAAUAUUUUUAAUGCUUAACUUUUCAGAUAUGCAUGCUUCACUUGAAAAUUAUAUUUUCUGCAUAUUUUGUUUCGAUUUUUAUGUGUCAUUGAGGACAAUGUCAUUUUUAAGUUGGGGGGUGAAGUAUUCAUUAUUAAUUUAUGCUGUAGGAUGAUUAAAAACAUGUGUUUGUAUUUUAUUCAACUUUGAACAGCAACUAAAAAAUAAAAAUAAAAUAAAAUUCGGAAAAACUACAACAUCUAUUUUCUGGUUUUCUAUCAGAAAUAAUAGACUGUCAAAAACAGCAGACAAAAAAUGGCCCGAAAUUGAAAAUUCUAGAGACCCUUUUCUCACAUUUCAAUCCCCUAGACAUAUAUUACUGAAAUUCGAAAUUAAAGCUAUAAAGAGGAUAGUUUUGAUUUAUUUUUGACAAAUUUAUUGUGCUAGAAAUAGAAUUGAAAACAGAAAAUAGAACUGUCAGAACUAUCUAAUUUACAAAUUUCUUACAUCAUAUUGCAUGCAUGAAAAAUUAAAUCAAUUAGAUUGAUUGAUACCAAAUAGAUACUAAGAAGAUUAUUAUUGAGUCAAAAGAAUGAUCUAGUAGCAUGAAAUGUUGGAAUACUCCUUGGAUACAUUAUAGAUAACAUGGAUUUGAUUUUAUAGAUUUUCACUUCAUGAUCUUGAUGGAUAGUAUUUACUUGAUGUGAAAAUUUGAUUGAUCAUUUGAGUUUAAUGGAGAUUUUUGCAUCUUGAUCUAUAGGACUUGUGAGGAGAAAUCACUUAUUUCGAAAAAAAAAAAGAAGAGAGGUGAAAAAUCUAGAAACGAAGAGUACACAUGGAGGGUGUGAGACAUCAUUCUCAUUGUCAAAAAUUGUGCAUAAAAAAACACUUGCUGAAAAAUAAGUGGAUAAGGUAAAAGUCCUGAAAAUGAAGAGUACACAUAGAAGUGUGAGACAUCAUUCUUAUUGUCGAAAUUCGUCUACAGGAAAAGCUACUUAUCCACUAUAUAUAUAAAAAAAAAAAGAAGGAAAAAAUAUAGUGCAAACUUCAAAAAUUAAGUCAUAGAAAAAGGGAAAUGUAAGAUCAAUAUUAUUCUUGGAUGAGUAUUGAUAAUUGGAACAUCUUGUAAAUACAUCUAUGAGUGAAGAAGUGAUAAAGAUGUGAAUAGAAGAAGUGAAGUCUAGAUUGUUAUUCCAAGGAGUGUUUAAACAUUUAAGUACUUGACAUCAUUCUUAAAUACUUGAUAUAAGAAUUCAAAGUGUUUAAAGGUGUAUCAUUUCUAAUUGUAUUUUUUUUUUCUGUAUUAAAAUAUGAUGUUUGAGAUUUGUAAAAUUUUAUUUUUGUAAUUCUAUUGCUAAGGGACUAGCAAUGAUUUAAGUUGGGGGGUGUGAUAAGUCUUCAUUAUCAUGAGUUAAUAAUUAGUAAAUAAUAUAAUUUUAGCCUUAACUCAUGAUAAAUAGACUUAUAUUUGUGUUAAAGUAUGAUUUGUGAUUUUCAGUUGAUUAAUGUGAAUUUUUGGGUAAUUAUGUGAUUUUAUACGAUUUUUAUAGUCUUACUUUUGAGAUAAAUGAAUAACAAGAAAUAAAAAUAAAAAUAUUGCAAAAUGGGAGGACCCGUCGGCCAGCCGGGCCCGCAAGCAAGUGAAAGUAUAGUCGGGGAGUAGCCACGAGCAGGGGCUCGAGUGGCUUAGCUUGGACCAAUAGGGGCACGUGUGUGCCACUCCCCUUCCACGUCACCGGUGGCCAGCCAGUUGUGGGGCAAGGAGUGGUCGUACACACAAGAGAAGGGACUUUGCUUAGAAAGCUAACAUUACUAUAUAUUUUCCUGAAAAAUCAGCGCACAACCGAUGUGGGACUAAACUCACAUCACACCUUCCUCAGAGGUGGGCGACCAGUGCGAGUUCAAAUCCUCCUAGAGUCAAAAUUCAUAUAUUUUUAUCUAAUUAUUGCGACUUUCCUGCAGAUCGCCGGUGAAGGAUUAAGCAACGAGAAUCGCUGGAUCAUCGACGAAAAUCUCGUCAAUGCGAUUCGCGGAGCAUUGCUACUAAAAUUGCUAAACAAUUUGCGAUAAAAGGAUUGUGAAUCCAUCGAGUAAAUCAUCUUCGAUUGAUCGACGAACAAGCUGUCGUCGAGAAGAGGACGAUCCAUCGGGAGAUGAGUCGCCACCUCUUGAGAGUGUACCGGAUGCGAUGAAGAGCCUCUUUUUACUGCGGGGACCUGAGGAUGAAGAUCCCUGACACACACCCCACCUCCAUCCAGCUCCUCUCUAUUGGUUGACAAUUGUCGGAGAGCCACAAAGUCACCUUUUUUCCGCUCGGCCACAUGACAGCCACUGGAGACGAUUCGACGACCCAUUUCACUCAUCUCUAGACUUCGCAAGAAGAUCUAGAGAUUGCCCACGUCGUCUUUGUCCAAGGAGAGCCUUCGAGGCCGUGGACACUACAAGACAAUCCUCCCGAACACUCAGGAUUCUGGUGCAUCGUCGACGCAUCACCGUCGCGACACCAGAACUCUAUUUUCCUGCUUUCAAUUUACUUUACGCUUCAUUUAGUGAUAAUUUUUGUGUUUUUAAUUUACCAAAAUAUACUUUGUUCAAUUACAAUUCUUCUGGCUUUUACAGAUCUUAAUUUGAUCAAUUAAAUCAUCUGUAAUCACUUACGUAAGAAUCACUGAGUGGAACUCUAUUUCUGCCCAAUUCGCGUUUGCUGGGCAGCUGACGUCAUCUUGACGUCUGCACCCUUACUUCCCUUUAUUGUGAAUUUUAAAUAUAUUUCCUUUUUAUUUCUUAGUAUAAAAUUCAUAGAAAAUCGUAUUCAUUGAGAAAAUUUUUGAAUAAUUACCAGAUAUUAUGUUACAUCCUUGUGAUCGACCUAGAAAAUUACCACUAUUUUUGAAAGUUUUAUUGAAUUAUAAUUGAUAUAUUUAUUUAGAAAUACUUCUAAAUAUCUGAAAAUUCGUAUUUUCUAGUUUUAUAAAUUUUAUAUUUGUGUGAUUUAAUAUACAACGACUGAGUCACGUCAAUAUACCAUGAUAAUGUUACUUGAUAAAGACAUUAGAGUACUUAUUUUAAUCUCUCUUAUACAAACAAGCAACCAGUGUAGAUUUAAAUCCUCCUAGAGCCAAAACUCAUAUUUUUUAUCUGAUUAUCAUAACUUUCUUGCAGAUCGCAAGUGAAGAAUUAAACUAUUAGAAUCGCUAAAUCAUUGACAAAAUUUUUGUUAACAUGAUUUAUGAAACAUUGUUACUAAAAUUAUUGAACAAUUCACGAUAAAAAGAUCGUGAAUUCAUCAAGUAAAUCAUCUCUGAUUAAUCGACGAAUAAGUUAUUGUUGGGAAGAGGACGAUCUUCUAAGAGAUAAAUCAUCACCUCUUGAGAGUGUACUAGAUGCGAUGAAAAGUCUUCUCUUGCUGCACGGACCUAAAGAUGAAGCUCCCUAAUAUGUGCCUCACCUUCAUCCAGCUCUUCUUCAUCAGGUGACAAUUACUAGAGAGCCGCAAAGUUGUCAUUUUUCCACUCCACUAGGUGACAGCCGCCAAAGAUGAUUCGACGACCCAUUUCAUUGAUCCCUAAAUUUUGUAAGAAGAUCUAGAGAUUGCCCAAGUCAUCUUUGUCCAAAGAGAGCCUUUGAGGUUAUAAACAUUAUACGACAAUGUUCUCAAACACUCAAGAUUUUGAUGCAUCAUCGAUGUAUUGUCAUUGUAAUGUCAAAACUUUGUUUUCCUACUUUCAACUUAAUUCUCACUUCAUUUAGUAAUAAUUUAUGUGAUUUAAAUUUACCAAGCUAUAUUUCAUUCAAUUACGAUUUUUUUAGCUUUUAUAAAUCUUAAUUUGAUCAAUUAAAUUGUAUGUAAUCACUUACGUAAGAAUCAUCGGGUGGAACUCUAUUUCUAUCUAAUUUGCGUUCAUUGGGUGCUGAUGUCAUCUUGACGUCUACAUCCUUAUUUCCUUUUUUCAUGAAUUUUAAAUAUAUUUUAUUUUCAUUUUAUAGUAUAAAAUUUAUAAAAAAUUAUAUUCUUUGAGAAAAAUUCUGAAAACUUACCUGAUAUUAUAUUACAUUUUGUGAUCGACUUUAAAAAUUACUACUAUUUUUAGAAAUUUUAUUAAAUUUUAAUUGAUAUAUUUGUUGAGAACUAGUUCUAAAUAUCUAAAAAUUAGUAUUUUCUAAUUUUAUAAAUUUUAAUUUUACAUGAUUUACUAUACAACGACUAAGUCACGUCACUCUUCAAUGGGAGAACUUUCUAAAAGGUGUGGUGGUUGCAACCUCCCCACUCUUCAAGAGGAGAGUCCUUAGAAGGUGUGAUGGUUCCAACUUCUCACACUUCAAGAGGAAAGUCUUUAGAAGGCGCAAUGGUUGUAACUUACUACUACUCAAGGAGGGAGUCUCUAGAAGGUGCGAGGGUUCUUAAUCCCUCAAGAGUGUUGGUUGAUGCAUAUAAAUAAGAGAGAUAGAGAGUCUAAGAGGACAUCAUUAGAAGUUAGGUGAUAAGUCUUCAUUAUCAUGAGUUAAUAAUUAGUAAAUAAUAUAGUUUUAGCCUUAACUCAUAAUAAAUAGACUUAUAUUUGUGUUGAAGUGUGAAAACUGGUUUCAGUUGAUUAAUGUGAAUUUUUGAGUAAUUAUGUGAUUUUAUAUAAAUUUAUAUAAUUUUUACAGUCUUAGUUUUGAGAUAAAUAAAGAAAAAUAAAUAAAAAUAAAAAUAAAAUAAAAUAGAGGGGACCCGUCGGCUAGCUGGGCCCACAAGCAAGUCAGAAGCACAAUCGUGGAGUAGUUGUGAGUAGGGGCUCGAGCGACUUAGACCGAUAGGGGCACGUGUGCACCACUCCCCUUCCAUGUCACUAGUGGCCAGCCGACUGUGGGGCAAGAGUGGUUGUACGCGCAUGAGAAAGGGACUUACUUGCAAAUGUAAAAUUACUAUAUAUUCACCUGAAACUUUGACUCACAAGCAAUGUGGGACUAAACCUGCGUCACACCUUCCCCAAAAAGGGGUAGGCAACUAACAUGGGUUCAAACCCUCCUAGAGCCAAAACUCAUUUUUUUUUAUCUGAUUAUCACAACUUUCCUAUAAAUUGUCAGUGAAUUAUUAAGUUGCUAGAAUCGCUGGAUCAUCGACGAAAAUCUCAUCAAUGCGAUUCGUGAAGUAUUGUUACUAAAAUUACUAAAUGAUUUACGAUAAGAGGAUUGCGAAUAUAUCGAGUAAGGCAUCUUCGAUUGAUCGACGAACAAGCCAUUGUCGGGAAGAGGACGAUUCAUUAGGAGACAAGUUGUCACCUCUUGAGAGUGUACUGGAUGCGAUGAAGAGCCUCCUCUUGUUGUGCAAACCCGAGGAUGAAACUCCCUAACAUGUGCCUCACCUCCAUCCAGCUCCUCUUCGUCAGGUGACAAUCGUGAGAGAGUCACAAAGUCACCAUUUUUUUGCUCCGCCAGGUGACAAUAGUUGGAGACAAUUCGACAACCCAUUUCAUUGAUCUGUAGACUUCGCAAGGAGAUCUAGAGAUUACUCAUGUCAUUCUUGUCCAAGGAGAGCCUUUGAGGCUAUGGAUACUACACAAUGAUCCUCUUGAAUGCUUAGGAUUUCGGUGCAUUUCGAUGUAUCACUAUUGUAACAUUAGAAUUUCAUUUUUCUACUUUCAACUUAAUUUUCACUUUAUUUACUGAUAACUUGUGUGAUUUAAAUUUACUAAGAUAUACUUCAUUUUAUUAUAAUUCUUCUAGAUUUUAUAGAUUUUAAUUUGAUCAAUUAAAUCAUCUAGAAUCACUUACGUAAGAAUUUUCAGGUGGAAUUCUAUUUUCGCUCGAUUUGUGUUCGCCAGGUGCUGACAUCAUCUUGACGUUUGCACCCUUAUUUCCCUUUUUUGUGAAUUUUAAAUAUAUUUUAUUUUGAUUUCUUAGUGUUAAAUUUAUAGAAAAUAAUAUUCUUUGAGGAAAAUUCUAAAUAAUUACCUGAUAUUAUAUUACAUCCUUGUGAUUGACUUGGAAAAUUAUCGCUAUUUUUAGAAGUUUUAUUGAAUUAUAAUUAAUAUAUUUGUUCAGAAAUAUUUCUAAAUAUCCAAGAAUUCAUAUUUUCUAGUUUUAUAAAUUUUAAAUUUGCAUGAUUUACUAUACAAUGACUAAGUCACAUCAUUAGGGCUAGAUUAAGAACCACCUACAUCAUUUUUUUAGAUAGAUAUGUAUGAGAACUUCAUGAUGUCAUUAAGACAAUCAUAGUUGUAAGUCUUUUAUUUUUCAUCAGUUCAAGCACACUUUGUUCUUUGUGAAAUUUUCUUCUUCUUCUAUUACAACUCUUGUCCAAAUUUUAAAUUCAAAUCUCUAUUCAUUGUCAACUCGAUUUUCUUUUAUUUUCAAAUUCAUACUUGAAUGAAAGGAUGUGAUCCUUCUCCAUAUGAUAUGAAAAGGAUGCAAUGUUCUUGCUAUAAUCAGGAUUCAAUACACAUUGAUAAAAUAUUCAUAGCUUAGAUUCAUUCCAAGUGGCUUAGAUCCUUGCAUUCCCUCUAUGUGACAUGGAUGGAAUGUAAAGAUUAUCAUUACAAAUUUCAUGUGAAUUUACAAUUCAUUUUAUUCUUGAUCUUGAUUCCAAUUUCGAAUUUAGUUAACAUGUUGUUCCAUUUAAUUCAUUUCUUCUGUUAUUUUUUUCUAAAAUUACUUCCUAUAUUUUAACCUUCAAUUUUUUACUUAUGUUUGCAUUAAUUUCCUUUAGAGUUCCAUUGAAUAUAGUUUAAAUCUUUAUUACUUACAGUCUUUUAUUUUUCUCUUCUUCCCCUUGUUGUGACAUAAGGAGAGGAAAAUAGAUUAUCAAUUAUUUGAUUUUACUUUUCACAUCAAUUUUAAUUGUUUUUAGAAUUUUAAUUACUUCAUUUAGACAUUAAUCUCUUUUAGAGGUUUAAUAUUUUCAUAUCUAGGAAUUAAUCACCUAAAAUCUUUUCAAUAAUUCAUAUUCUUAGGAAAAUAGGAGAGAACCUACUCUAAUAGCACUAUUCCUAAGGAGAUAAUCAAACUCACUAAUUAUACUAAAAUAUAAUUAGGGAUGAUGUUAGUAUAACUAAUAAUAAUAAAUAAGUAAAUAAUUAAAUACUAAAAUUGAGUGUUCUUUUGUCAACGACUAGAAUACACCAUUUAGCUACACCUAGACUCUAUCAUUUCUACAUAUCAGAAACUAUCUAUUGCAUGUCCUAAUUUGUGGGUUAUCCUUAUUUCUUAGAUUGCUUCAUUUUUACAAUACAUAUCAUUGAUAUAGAGAUAGUUUAGAGUUAUUUGAUCUCCUCACACUCAUAGAGGAAAAAUAAUGGUUUAUACCAUUCAAGGCAAAAUAUGUGUGGUUCCUCUUAACAUGACCCAGCUCUACUUCUAAUUGGCAUCAUGACCUUCGAUAUAGGGCAAGAGCACAUCAUCAUUUGAUGGCUGAGUGAGCUUACAUAUGUUAAAAAUAGUUGAGAUGUCUUCAAUAUCUUUAAGCUCCUCAUUUAAGUGCUCUAAACUAUAUCUAGAGCUGCCCAAUGUAACUACUGAAUUUAAACUCACUCGGAGAAAUCUCCUCUAAACUAAGGAAUAGGAUGCAAUCAUAAAAAUAUAGAUGUGGAGUACAGUGACACCAGAAGUGAAUGUGAACUACCUAUUUCUACCCACAUAAAAAGAUAUUUGAAAGUAAACAAAUCAAACAUUCUCAAAAGGGGAUGAUGAAGUCGAGAUAUACAAAACUAUCAUCCAAGCUUCUAGUGUGAUGUAAAGUAGUAGAACAACCUGAUAAAUGCGCCCACAAUUCCAUGCAUUUGAUAUGAGUUUAACCAUCUACAUCCUGAAUUUAUCAUUUUAUCAACUAAAUUAUGUGAAUAUUCUUGAACUUUAUAUGAAUAUUAUUCUAUACAUAUUAUGGUUGUUUUUGAUUGACUAUGCUUGACUUCUAUGAAGUCAAGUAAUUUUAUUACUGAUGAAUAUUCUCAAGUUCCAUGUGUGUAGAAAUUUACAAGAGCUAAAUGGAAUAACUACCAAUAGGCUGGAGCUCUCGAUGGGAUUUUAAAGCUUAUUUGUUGGGCCAGAAUGGACCAUUUCUAAUUUUUGGCUUCAAGAGGAGCACGAAAUUCAGGUCAUGGAGAGCUCUCAACUAAUCAGAGAAAAAAGGAAGAAAUGGCAUGAAGAAAAGUUGAUAAAUGAUAAGAGGGCAUUUUAGUAAUUAUACCCCAUAUAUAAAUACUCUCUUCCUCUCUCUUUCCCACCCUAUUCUAGACAUGCUCUAGUAGUGGCUAGCUAGCAGGACAAGGUAUUUUCCAAGAUCCAAGGUAUCCACCCUAAUAGAUGUAAGUCAUUUUGAAGCGUUCACCCUUGUUCUUCCCCUUCUUGCAGUGAAAAAUAUCAUAUCCUGGCGGAAUAUAAGGAUCCUAAAGGAGGAAGAAAUCUUGAGGACUCAAAAUACAAACAUCAGCACCAAUCUUUUCUCUAUACCUCUAAACCGUCCUCCUCCUUCCACCAUCUCCCAUUGCUCUAUCUUCCAUUCUGCCUCCUCCAGCCGCUCCACAUUUUCCUCUAUUGUUGCCCACCAUUCCUUCUCUCUCUGCCUUCUCUUGUAACCCUCUUCUCUCCCUACCAUUGGGCCUGUGUAAGAUUCGAGUGGCCACCGCUCACUGCCAUGCAUCUGUCGACAGCCACUGCGUGCCCACCACCCUCUCUCUCUCUCAGCUUACAUACAUAACCGAAAUUCCCAAAUUUUGGUUAAGUUUGGAGGCAGUCAAGGGGGGCCUGCAUAACCCCUUGCCCCGACCACUCACUUAGCUGCCAACCGCCAACUGCACACAAGGUAAAAUUAAUUAUUUCUUUUUGCAUUUUUAAAAAAGAGAGCAAAUUAAAAAUUGAGACAAAUACUAAAAAAAAUGCGAAUUAAUCUUUUGCUGCAUUUUCUACACUAAGUAAAAUUACAAAAAUUUCUAGAAAAAAUCUAUUAAGCUAUCUAAAAUCUUGAAAAAAAAGUCCCAAAGAAUGAAUUCCUAACUUCUAAAUCUAUUUCUACCACUUCAAAGACUCAAAGAUCUGAAAUUGAACUCCUACCUCCCUGUGGAUCAACUCCUUGCCCUAUGUUUGAUAUAGAGUAAUUAAGUGAAAACUUUCUAUAAAUAAGGUUGGUUAAAUCUGAAUUGAAACAGUGACACAAAAACCCCUAAAUUUAGAUUUAUCAAUUGGCGCCAUUCCUAGGGAGGCAAGCAAAUUUAGUUUCUGAUUUUUUGGAGUCUGAAAAUUUUUCUUGUCUUUCACAUUUUCUAUUUUUGAGUGAACUAUUAAGUAUAGGGAAUUUUCUCAAAGGAGAAGAAUGAGAGGGCAAUGUUUGGUGACUUCAAACCUUUUCUUUUAAGACUUUUUUUGCAUUAUUUUCUGGUCUUGACUAUGUAUGCAGAGUAGAAGGUCUAAACGACCCCCUCUAAUGAGCUUGGAAAUAGUGGGAAAAUAUCAACAUUUUGAGGAGAUUGUUGAGGAAACGAUUGAGAAGUCUAAGGAAAGGUUUGAGGAGAUGGGUGAAGUGCCUAACAAUCAGAACAGAGUGAUGAGACUUAAAGAGUUUUAUGAACGAGUUGAGAGCCAAGCUCAGCUCAAAAUCUAUGGCCCCAUAGAUGUUAAUGUCAACUUCAAGAUUGACCCUCACCUCUACUAAAUUUUACCUUCAUUUUAUGAGAAAAUGAAUGAGGACACUUAUGCUUAUCUUUAUAAGUUUAUUGAGAAAUGUGAUUCUUCUAAUAUUGCCUCAAAUGCUUUAAAAAUGGGAAUGUUCCCAUUUACAUUGAAGGACAAGGCCAAGGAUUGGUUCAAAACUGUGGGGAUAAUCAAAAAUUGAGAAGUGUUUCCUUCAAAUGUUUUAGUUAGUAGGAAAGGCUAAUACUUAUAGGAAAGCCAUUAGAGAUUUUUCUCAAUGGAGUGAUUCAUUCAGCGAGGCAUGGGAUAGAUUAAAGGAAACCAAGAAGUGCCCUCAACAUGGCAUCCUUGAAUGGAAAAUUGUUCAGAUAUUCUAUGAAGGGGUAUAUGAUCAUGAGAGGAGGUUACUUGAUAUUGUUAGUGGUUGAACAUUCAUAGAUAAAACAAUAGAUGUAGCCACUAGUAUUAGUGACAAGCUUGUAGACAGUUGAAUUUAUCAACAAGGUUUGAGCCAUAAUGGGAGUAAUAUAGAGCUCAAGCGUGGAGGAUUGAUCGACGUGAAGGUAGUGGAACCUGAUAUGUGGAAGGAUAGGAUGGAACAGGAUUUAGGGAAAGUAGGUAAGGUUGUGGAGGAGCUUUCCUAACAUGACUUAGUCGUUGUAUAGUAAACCACGCAAAUUUAAAAUUUAUAAAACUAAAAAAUACGAAUUUUAGAUAUUUAAAAAUAUUUCUAAAGAAAUAUAUCAAUUAUAAUUGAAUAAAAGUUGUAAAAAUAAUGGUAAUUUUCCAAGUCGAUCACAAGGAUGUAAUAUAGUAUCAAGUGAUUAUUCAGAAUUUUUCUCAAAGAAUACUAUUUUCUAUGAAUUAUAUACUAGAAAAUGAAAAGAAAAUUCAUUUAAAAUUCUCAAAAAAGGGAAAUAAGGGUGCAGACAUUAGGAUGAUGUCAGCACCCAGCGGACGUAAAUCGAGUAGAAAUAGAGUUCUACUUAGCAAUUCUUAUGUAAGCGAUUAUAGAUGAUUUAAUUGCUCAAAUUAAAAUUUAUAAAAGCCGGAAGAAUCGUAAUUAAAUGAUGUAUAGGUUGGUAAAUUUUAAAUCAAAAAAUUAUCACUAAAUGAAGUAAAAAUUAAGUUGAAAGAAAGAAAACAGCGCUUCAGCGUCGCGGUAGUGAUGUGUUGGCAAUACACUAGAAUCUUGAGCAUUCAAGAGGAUUGUCGUGUAGUGUUCACGGCCUCAAAGGCUCUCUUUGGACAAAGACCACGUGAGCAAUCUCUAAAUCUCCUUGUGAAGUUUAGAGAUCAAUGAAAUGGGUCAUCAAAUCGUCUACGAUGGCUGUCACUCGGUGGAGUAGAAAAAUAACAACUUUGCGGCUCUCCAGUGGCUAUCACUCAACGAGAAGAGUUGGAUGGAGGUGGGGUGUGUGUUAAGGAGCUUCAUCUUCAGGUUUGUGUAGUAAGAGGAGACUCUUCAUCGCAUCUGAUACAUUCUUAAGAGGUGUGAUAAGUUUUCAUUAUCAUGAGUUAAUAAUUAGUAAAUAAUAUAGUUUUAGCCUUAACUCAUGAUAAAUAGACUUAUAUUUGUGUUAAAGUAUGAUUUGUGGUUUUCAGUUGAUUAACGUGAAUUUUUGGGUAAUUAUGUGAUUUUAUACAAUUUUUAUAGUCUUACUUUUGAGAUAAAUGAAGAAUAAGAAAUAAAAAUAAAAUAUUGCAAAAUUGGGGGGACCCACCGGCCAACCGGGCCCGCAAGCGGGUCGGAAGCACAAUCGGGGAGUAGCUGCGAGUAGGGGCUUGAGCGGCUUAGCUUUGACUAAUAGGGAGACAUGUGCGCCACUCCCCUUCCACGUCACCGGUGACCAGCCAGUUGUGGGGCAAGGAGUGGUCGUACACACGAGAGAAGUCACUUUGCUUUAAAAGCUAACAUUACUAUAUAUUCACCCGAAAAAUCGGCGCACAACUGAUGUGGGACUAAACCCGCGUCACAGCUUCCUCAAAGGCGGGCAAUUGCCGCAAGUUUGAAUCCUACCAAAGUCAAAAUUCAUAUAUUUUUAUCUGAUUAUCGCGACUUUCCUGUAGAUCGCCGGUGAAGGAUUAAGCAACGAGAAUUGCUGGAUCAUCGGCGAAAAUCUCGUCAACGAGAUUCGCGGAGCAUUGCUACUAAAAUUGCUGAACGAUUCGCGAUAAAAGGAUCGCGAAUCCAUCAAGUAACUCAUCUCCGAUAG